This is a messenger RNA of Macaca mulatta (Rhesus monkey), 936 nucleotides long. RefSeq names its product MAPK regulated corepressor interacting protein 2 (gene MCRIP2). NCBI's taxonomy places the organism in Eukaryota, Metazoa, Chordata, Mammalia, Primates, Cercopithecidae. The record is from RefSeq and is marked provisional.
CUCCGCCGCGUGUCCCGGGGUUGGCCCGAGCCCGUGCGGGCCCUUUAAGGGCCGGGGGCGUGUGACGGGCCCGCCCCCUCCCCGCAGCGCCCGCCGUCCGUUAAGUGCGAGCCCGGGCGCAGGGGCCGGAUCUGGCCGGGGGCCGGCGGUGGUGUGGAAGCGGCGCGCCAUGUACACCAUCACCAAGGGGCCCAGCAAGCUGGUCGCGCAGCGCCGCACAGGUCCCACGCAGCAGCAGGUGGAGGGCCGGCUCGGCGAGCUCCUGAAAUGCCGGCAGCCCGCGCCGCCGACCUCGCAGCCCCCGCGGGCGCAGCCCUUCGCGCAGCCGCCGGGACCUUGGCCCCUGUCGAGUCCAGGGCCAAGGCUUGUGUUCAAUCGUGUGAAUGGCCGGCGGGCCCCCUCCACGUCCCCAUCCCUCGAGGGGACCCAGGAGACCUACACACUGGCCCACGAGGAGAAUGUCCGCUUUGUGUCCGAAGCCUGGCAGCAGGUGCAGCAGCAGCUGGAUGGUGGCCCAGCCGGUGAGGGCAGGCCAAGGCCUGUGCAGUACGUGGAGAGGACCCCCAAUCCCCGGCUGCAGAACUUCGUGCCCAUUGACCUGGACGAGUGGUGGGCACAACAGUUCCUGGCGAGAAUCACCAGCUGUUCCUAGUGGCUGUUGGGAGAGGGCGCUGCUGCACAGCCGACCUGUGGCCAGGAGAGAAGCAUGAUGCCCCACCCACCCACCGCGCCUGGCUGGGUGCCGGCCACACCUGAAGUGCCAGCAUUUGGACUUUUGCACCUGUUGUUCCCUUGGCCCGGCUGUCCCAACCAAGCUGCCAUGGCCAGGGGCCGAACCCAUCUGACCUCAGCCCUGCUCACUGUGCCCAGGGACCAGCGACCGGCCCCUGGGGCUGGUGGGGAGGAGCUCCAGGCUAAUAAAGUCGAGAAACUGCC